Messenger RNA from Tetranychus urticae (two-spotted spider mite), 1130 nucleotides. Lineage: Eukaryota; Metazoa; Arthropoda; Arachnida; Trombidiformes; Tetranychidae. The record is from RefSeq and is a predicted model, not a curated record.
AUCUACUCCUUAAAGUUCAGUCUUACAUGAUUCCAAAUCUGGAUGAUAUUCCAAUGCAAUAACUUGCACUUAUUUGCCAGUGUAAAGCUUAAUUUUUAUUUGUCUACUUUCAUUGACAGAGCCAUUGAAAGCAGUCCACCAAUUGGAGUGAAAAGGUGAAUCAAAAUGUUUGAAGGCGCAGUAAAAGACAUUUUAUUGGAAGAUGAAUUAUUCAUAUUGCCACGAUAUAAACCCAAAGAUAUGGCUAAAUUGGCCAGCACAACUCAAUUCGCCAAACAUGAACUUCGAAAAAUUUAUCAAGGAUUCAAACAGGAAUGUCCGAAUGGUGUUUGCAAAGAAGAUUCAUUCAAAAAUUUAUUCUCAUCUUUCUUUCCACUGGGAGAUGGUUCAUUAUAUGCAUCAUGUGUAUUCAAUGCCUGUAAAAGGUAUCUCAACAAAAGCUCAAUCAAUUUUGAACAAUUCUUGACCAUUUUAUCGAUGCUUUCUCGUGGCAAUUUAAAUGACCAAAUUGAAUGGGUGUUCAUGUUGUAUGAUGUUCAUGGUGAUCAAGUGAUUACCAAAGAUGAAAUGAUGAUUGUAGUUAAAGCUGUUUAUCUGAUGCUUGGUUCAAGUACUCAACCUCGAGUCAACGAUGCUCAUAUACGUCAACAUGUUGAUAGAGUUUUCAAGGAAAUCGAUAUCCAUAAUCGAGGCUCUAUAACUUAUGAAGAUUUUUAUUCUUGGUGUAAAAAGGAAGAUCGGAUGCAAUCUUUUGCCAUUUUUGACACUGUCUUUUAUGAGUGAAAACUGGAAAAAUUUCACUCAAAUUGAAAUAUUUUUUCUUCCUUCUUUUUCUCAUCACUAAUUUAUUGGAAACUAAAUUCAUUCACUAUUCAAGUAGAUUCAUUUGUUGAUCACUUUUUUGACGCACAAUACAUUGAUGGAUAAUUUUGACAUAAUAUUACGAAAGGAAACUCGAUUAUCUUUUUAAAGAUACUGGACAAAUUUUAAAUGAAAUGGACGCUUUGGACAAUUUACUGAUUAGAAAAUUGUAUAAACAAUGAUUUGACAAUUGUCGAUCAACAAUUUUAAAAAUUAUUAACAUUGAUUACAUCGUCUAUGAUUUAUGAUUAAAAGUUUAAAUUUUGAAA